Messenger RNA from Malassezia vespertilionis, 531 nucleotides. RefSeq names its product riboflavin kinase (gene FMN1). NCBI's taxonomy places the organism in Eukaryota, Fungi, Basidiomycota, Malasseziomycetes, Malasseziales, Malasseziaceae. Gene Ontology annotation, molecular function: riboflavin kinase activity. The record is from RefSeq and is a predicted model, not a curated record. Gene Ontology annotation, biological process: FMN biosynthetic process; riboflavin biosynthetic process. The transcript has a single exon. The coding region runs from base 1 to 531 and encodes 176 amino acids. Gene Ontology annotation, cellular component: mitochondrion.
AUGGCCGGACGCACGAGGCCGGACGUGUGUGGCCCAGCAGUGCCUGAGGCGCCGUACCCUGUCUAUCUCGAUGGCCUCGUAGAGCAUGGGUUUGGGCGUGGUGGCAAGAAACUGAACACGCCGACUGCGAACCUGCCGCUCUCGUCGCAGCACGCCGUUGCCGAAUCUACGCGGCUCGCCGAGACGGGCAUUUACUAUGGCUUUGCGCAGCUGGACGUGCCGAAUGGCGAGUCCAUCUAUCCGCCAGUGGACGCAAAGGUGUAUCCGAUGGUUAUGAGCUUUGGAUACAACCCACAUUUUGCGAACAAGGACAAGACGAUCGAGGUGCAUGUCAUGCACGGGUACGCUGCUGACUUUUACGGCAAAGGUAUGCGCGCCAUCGUGCUGGGAUAUAUCCGCCCAGAGUUGAAGUACGAUUCGCUGGAGGCAUUGAUUGCGGAUAUUGAGAAGGAUAAGCAGGUGGGAAUUGCGUCGUUGGAGCGCCCAGCGUACACGAAGUACAUCCAAGACCCUUUUUUUAGGCAGUCGUAG